Molecule: messenger RNA, 1335 nt
Organism: Lotus japonicus
Lineage: Eukaryota; Viridiplantae; Streptophyta; Magnoliopsida; Fabales; Fabaceae
Product: chorismate mutase 1, chloroplastic
Exons: 6
Coding region: 185-1129 (314 amino acids)
Biological process (GO): chorismate metabolic process; aromatic amino acid biosynthetic process
Cellular component (GO): cytoplasm
Molecular function (GO): chorismate mutase activity
Source: RefSeq, a predicted model, not a curated record
UGGUGACACCCACCCUUUUUCUCCUGGUUGUGUUUUGUGGACUAUCAGCCUCAGCUCCACCUAAUACUCUUCUUCCUCACCUACACCUACCAACCACCACGCCGUCAAGCCUCUAUAUUCAUAUGCUUCUUCUCCAUUCCCCAUUUUUCUUCAAUCAUCACAAUUCACUUCCUCUCUCUUUUCAAUGGAGGCUAAGCUUUUGAACACCACCUUCUCAGUGUCUCCAAGACCCUCCUGCGCUUUUGAUCUCACAACUCGCAGAGCUUCUUUUCCCUUCCACCCCACUUCUGAUUUUUUCCAAAAAAAUAAUCUUUCUGUUCGUACACAUGCGGCUUCAAUAGGAUCAGUGCCAACAAAGGAAAGGGUUGAUGAGAGUGAAAACUUGACCCUUGAUCAUAUAAGGCAUUCUUUAAUUCGUCAAGAGGAUAGCAUAAUCUUUAGCCUAUUGGAGCGAGCACAAUACUGUUACAAUGAAGAUACUUAUGACCCUAAUGCCUUCUCCAUGGAUGGAUUUCAUGGCUCAUUAGUAGAAUACAUGGUCAGGGAAACUGAGACGCUUCAUGCUAAGGUUGGUAGAUACAAGAGCCCUGAUGAGCAUCCAUUCUUUCCUGAUGGCUUACCUGAACCAUUGUUACCGCCUUUGCAAUACCCUCAGGUAUUGCACCCUAUUGCUGAGUCAAUUAAUAUAAAUGUUAAAGUGUGGGAUUUAUACUUCAGAGUCCUUAUCCCACAACUAGUCAAGGAAGGAGAUGAUGGUAAUUCUGGAUCUUCUUCUUUGUGUGAUGUAAUGUGCUUGCAGGCGCUAUCAAAGAGGAUCCAUUAUGGCAAAUUUGUUGCUGAGGCAAAAUUUCGAGCUUCUCCGAAUGACUACAAAGCUGCCAUUAUUGCACAGGACAAGGAUAAGUUGAUGGACCUGUUAACAUAUCCUGAAGUUGAAGAGGCAAUUAAAAGGAGAGUAGAGAUGAAGGCAAAGACUUAUGGGCAAGAAGUGGUUGUAAAUAUGAAGGAACAUCGUACUGAGCCAGUGUACAAAAUUAAUCCAAGCUUGGUUGCUGAUCUAUAUAGUGAUUGGAUUAUGCCAUUGACAAAGGAAGUUCAAGUUGCAUAUUUAUUAAGGAAGCUGGACUGAACAUUAUGGGUACCUUUUCAAUUACAAUGUUCAUAUUAUGACAUUUAUUUUCCAAAUAAAAUGAUAUUUGCAAUGAAUGUCUCUGAAGUACAUGAUGGGUGUCUUUCUUUGAAAUUUGGAUUGUGUCUAUAAAUUCUUGCUUUUGUAAUUAGCAUGAGGGUCAACAUAUUGUGCUCUUAUAUAGUAGUUCAUGACAUAUUUUUUUA